GGCGGGGAGGGAGCGCGCCGCCAAGCCGCCGUCCGGCCCUGCUUGGCCUCCGCCCGCCGCCGCCGAGAGUCGCGCGCUGCGCUCCUCCGCGGGGCAGGGCUGGCACCGGAGCGGGCGCCGCGGGCCGCGGGCCGAGGACGCGGAGGAGGCGGAGGAGGCGGCGCUCGGGUCGCCCCCCGGGGGUCCUGGCCGCGGCGCGCGGCACGUGCGCCUCCCCGCCCUGCGCGCCAUGUCCCCCUAGCGCCGCGGCGGCGGAGCGACCACCCCCGGCCGGCCCCGCGGGCCCCCCGGGCAUGGGGCGGCACGUGCUCGGCCCGGUCCUCUACUGGCUGCUGCUGCCCUUCGCGCUCCUGGCCGCCUGCCUGUGCCGCUUCAACGCCCUGUCUCUGGUCUACCUGCUGUUUCUGCUGCUGUUGCCCUGGUUCCCGGGCCCCUCUCCGCACAGCGUCCCAGGUCACACUGGUCGCCUCCUCCGAGCCCUGCUGCUUUUCAGCCUCCUCUUCCUGGCAGCCCACCUGGCCUUCCAGAUAUGCCUGCACACCGUGCCCCGCCUGGACCAGCUCCUGGGGCCAAGCUGCAGCCCCUGGCAGAUCCUGUCCCAGCACGUAGGGGUGACGAGGCUGGACCUGAAGGACAUCCCCAAUGCCGUCCGGCUGGUGGCCCCUGACCUGGGUGUCCUGGUGGUCUCAGCCGUGUGCCUCGGCCUCUGUGGGCGCCUGGCACGGGAAGCCCGGCGGAGCCAGCCCGCCCAGGAGCAGGACGAUGAGGACAGGGAAGCGGACGCCGGCUCCCCGGCGGGGCCUCGCGGAGCCCCCGUGCCGGCCCCCAAGCAGAGGUCUCGGCUGGCCACCCGGUUCCAGGUCACGGCCCACUGGCUGCUGGUGGCCGCCGGACGGACGCUGGCCAUCCUGCUGCUGGCGCUGGCAGGCAUCGCCCAGCCCUCGGCCUUCUCCGGCGUCUACUUCCUGGUCUUCCUGGCCACCUGCACCUGGUGGGCCUGCCACUUUCCCAUCGGCCCCCUGGGCUCCAGCACGCUCUGCGUCAUGGUGGGCUGCUUCAGCGCCGGCCACCUCAUCUGCGUCUACUGCUACCAGACGCCCUUCGCCCAGGCCGUGCUGCCCCCUGCCGGCAUCUGGGCCAGGGUGUUCGGCCUCAAGGCCUUGGUGGCCUACAGCAACUGCUCCGGUCCCAACGUGCUGGUCCUCGAUACCAGCCAUGACUGGCCCGUGUACGUGAGCCCCGGCGUCCUGCUGCUCCUCUACUACACCGUGACCUCACUCCUCAAGCUGUGCACACACCAGCCCCUGGACCAGAGGAAGGAGGCGGCCGGGCGCGACGAGGAGCAGGAGGUGGAACUGACUCACGUGGAUCAGUGGCCCCAGGGCCGGGCCGGGGCUGCGGCCACCAAGGAGGAGGGCGCCGCCCAGCGCGUGCCGCCCACGACCACGGGACCAGACUGGGAGACCGACAGCUGCACCGUGCACGACCUGACCGGCCACAGCCCCGUCCGGCAGCGCCCCCCAAGAGGCGAAAUCGCCGGCCUCCACAGCUGGCUCCCCGGGGACUUGCCCUGCGCACAGAGCCGGAUGGGAGUCGGGGCCAUUUUGUCCGACCCGUCCUUUCACAGUCUUGGAAACCAAGAUGUGGAGUGGGUGCACCCCAGGCUGUCGGAGCCUAGAGACGUGUCUCCCCUGCACGGUCUGGGCCAUCUCAUCAUGGACCAGAGCUACGUGUGUGCCCUCAUCGCCAUGAUGGUGUGGAGUAUCACCUACCACAGCUGGCUGACCUUCGUGCUGCUGCUCUGGGCCUGCCUCAUCUGGACGGUGCGCAGUCGUCACCAGCUGGCCAUGCUCUGUUCCCCCUUCAUCCUGCUCUACGGGCUGGCGCUGUGCGGGCUCCGCUACGUGUGGGCCAUGGACCUGCGUCCCGAGCUGCCCACCACCCUGGGCCCCGUCAGCCUGCGUCAGCUGGGGCUGGAGCACACCCGCUACCCUUGCCUGGACCUUGGUGCCAUGCUGCUGUACAACCUGACCUUCUGGCUCCUGCUGCGCCAGUUCGUGAAGGAGAAGCUGCUAAGGAAGGCCAAGAGCGCUGCCGGCCUGCUGGGGGUCGCCGUGGCCGACCCAGAGCCCACGCGGACACGGACGCUGCUCCGGAGCCUGGGCGAGCUGGUCACGGGCCUGUACGCCAAGUACUGGAUCUACGUGUGCGCCGGCAUGUUCGUCGUGGUCAGCUUUGCCGGCCGCCUCGUCGUCUACAAGAUCGUGUACAUGCUCCUCUUCCUGCUGUGCCUCACGCUCUUCCAGGUCUACUACAGCCUGUGGAGGAAGCUGCUCAAGGCGUUCUGGUGGCUCGUGGUAGCCUACACCAUGCUGGUGCUCAGCGCCGUCUACACCUUCCAGUUCCAGGACUUCCCCACCUACUGGCGCAACCUGACCGGCCUCACGGACGAGCAGCUGGCGGACCUGGGUCUGGAGCAGUUCAGCGUGUCCGAGCUCUUCUCCAGCAUCCUGGUCCCCGGCUUCUUCCUGCUGGCCUGCAUUCUGCAGCUGCAUUAUUUCCACCAGCCCUUCAUGCGGCUCACCGACCUGGGGCGCGCGCCCCCGCCCGGCGCCCACCUCCCGCGCUGGGCUCGAAGGCAGGACGCGGUCAGCGGGACCCCGCUGCUGCAGGAGGAGGAGGAGGUGGCCAGGGAGGAGGGACUGAGCGAGGCCGGCCCCCAGCAGGCCGUGCAGGUCCCCGAAGCUGCCGCCAGCAAGUGGGGCCUGGUGGCCGAGCGGCUGCUGGACCUGGCUGACCGCUUCUCCGAGGUCCUCACCCGCGUGCAGGUGUUGGUGCGACGCCUGCUGGAGCUGCACGUCCUCAAGCUGGUGGCCCUGUACACUGUGUGGGUGGCCCUGAAGGAGGUGUCGGUGAUGAACCUGCUUCUGGUCGUGCUGUGGGCCUUCGCCCUGCCCUACCCCCGCUUCCGGCCCAUGGCCUCCUGCCUGUCCACCGUGUGGACCUGUAUCAUCAUCGUGUGCAAGAUGCUGUAUCAGCUGAAGGUCGUCAGCCCGCACGAAUACUCCAGCAACUGCACCGAGCCCCUCCUCAACAGCACCAACCUGCAGAAAACGGAGAUCAAGCAGUCCCUGCUGUACCGGGGACCCGUCGACCCUGCCAACUGGUUUGGGGUCCGGAAGGGCUUCCCGAACCUGGGCUACAUCCAGAACCACCUGCUGGUCCUGCUGCUGCUGGUGUUCGAGGCCAUUGUUUACCGGCGCCAGGAGCACCACCGUCGGCAGCACCAGCCGGCCCCGCUGCCUGCCCAGGCCGUCUGUGCCGACGGCACCCGCCAGCGGCUGGACCAAGAUCUUCUCAGCUGCUUCAAGUACUUCGUCAACUUCUUUUUCUACAAAUUCGGGCUGGAGAUCUGCUUCCUGAUGGCCGUGAACGUGAUUGGGCAGCGCAUGAAUUUCAUGGUCAUCCUGCACGGCUGCUGGCUGGUGGCCAUUCUUACCCGCCGGCACCGCGGAGCCAUCGCCCGCCUCUGGCCCAACUACUGUCUGUUCCUGGCGUUGUUCUUCCUGUACCAGUACCUGCUCUGCCUGGGCAUCCCCCCGGCCCUGUGCCUCGACUACCCGUGGCGGUGGAGCCAGGCCAUCCCCAUGAACUCCGCGCUCAUCAAGUGGCUGUACCUGCCCGACUUCUUCAGAACCCCCAACUCCACCAACCUCAUCAGUGACUUCCUCCUGCUGCUGUGCGCCUCCCAGCAGUGGCAGGUGUUCGCAGCCGAGCGCACGGAAGAGUGGCAGCACGUGGCCGGCACCAACACUGACCGCCUGGAGGUGCCGCAGGGCGAGCCCGACCCCGUGCCCAACUUCAUUUACUGCAGGUCCUACCUCGACAUGCUGAAGGUGGCCGUCUUCCGCUACCUCUUCUGGCUGGUGCUGGUGGUGGUGUUCGUCACGGGAGCCACCCGCAUCAGUAUCUUCGGGCUGGGCUACCUGCUGGCCUGCUUCUACCUGCUGCUCUUCGGCACCAGCCUGUUGCAGAAGCACACGCGUGCCCGCCUCCUGCUGUGGGACUGCCUCAUUCUGUACAACGUCACCGUCAUCAUCUCCAAGAACAUGCUUUCGCUCCUGUCCUGCGUGUUCGUGGAGCAAAUGCAGAGCAGCUUCUGCUGGGUCAUCCAGCUCUUCAGCCUCGUGUGCACCGUCAAAGGCUACUAUGACCCCAAGGAGAUGCUGAGCCGGGACCGGGACUGCCUGCUGCCCGUGGAGGAGGCCGGCGUGCUCUGGGACAGCGUGUGCUUCCUGUUCCUGCUGCUCCAGCGCCGCGUGUUCCUCAGCCGCUACUUCCUGCACGUCAGUGCGGAGCUCCAGGCCACCGCCUUGCAGGCCUCCAGGGGCUUCGCGCUGUACAACGCGGCCAACCUCAAGAGCAUCGAGCUCCAUCGCAAGGCGGAGGAGAAGUCCCUGGCCCAGCUGAAGAGACAGAUGGAGCGCAUCCGCGCCAAACAGGAGAAGCACAGGCAGAGCCGGGCCGGCCGCAGCCGCCCCCAGGAGCCCCAGGGCCCCCCCCAGGAGCCGGGGCCUGGCAGUCCACGGGGCUCGUCCCCGCCACGGAGGCAGUGGUGGCGGCCCUGGCUGGACCACGCCACAGUUAUCCACUCGGGGGACUACUUCCUGUUCGAGUCUGACAGUGAGGAGGAGGAGGAGACCCCACCUGAGGACCCCAGGCCUUCGGCACAGAGCGCUUUCCAGCUGGCGUACCAGGCAUGGGUGACCAACGCGCAGACGGUGCUGAGGAGGCAGCGGGAGGAGCAGGCGAGGCAGGAGCAGGCAGGGCAGCCGCCCGCGGGAGGCGGCCCGGGCGCAGAGGCGGAGCCGGCGGAGGGCCCAGACCAAGAGGCGGCUGGCCACAGCCACGUGAUGCAGCGGGUGCUGAGCGCCGUGCAGUUUCUGUGGGUGCUGGGACAGGCGCUGGUGGACGGGCUGACGGACUGGCUGCGCACCUUCACGCGGCACCACCGCGCCAUGAGUGACGUGUUGCGCGCCGAGCGCUACCUGUACACGCAGGCGCUGCUCAGGGGCCAAGAGGUACACCGGGGCCUGCUGGACCAGCUGUAUGCCAGGGGCGUGGAGGCCGCACCACCAGGCUCCUCGGGGGCCCGAGACGCACCUGGCGCGGCGGCAAGUGGGCCGGGGGCACAGGAGCCACUGAGCGCCGCCACGGAGGCCACCGGCGGCCACCUGAGCACGGGGUGCAACGCCCGCAGCAGCGGCGAGGACGCGACGGCCGAGCCUGGGGCUUCCCUGCACAGCUCCCGGGAGCUUCCCGCCGGUGCUUCCACCCGGACCCGAACCGCCAGCGAGCUGCUCCUCAACAGGCACCUGCACAUCCAGGAGCUGGAGGAGGCCCAGCAGUUCGAAGCGAGGCAGGGCCGGGCGCUGCGGCUGCUGCAGGCCGCCUACCAGUGCGUGGCCGCCCACUCGGAGCUGCUCUGCUAUUUCGUCAUCAUCCUCAACCACAUGGUCACCGCCUCGGCCACCUCCCUGGUGCUGCCCGUGCUCGUCUUCCUGUGGGCCAUGCUGUCCAUCCCGAGGCCCAGCAAGCGCUUCUGGAUGACGGCCAUCGUCUUCACCGAGGUGACCGUGGUCACCAAGUACCUGUUCCAGUUUGGCUUCUUCCCCUGGAACACCCACGCGGUGCUCCGGCGCUACGAGAACAAGCCGUACUUCCCACCACGGAUCCUGGGCCUGGAGAAGACCGACGGCUACGUCAAGUACGACCUAGUACAGCUCAUGGCCUUGUUCUUCCACCGCUCCCAGCUGCUGUGCUAUGGCCUCUGGGACCAUGAAGGGGACCAACUCUCCAAGGACCACGACCGCGGCACUGGGAAGAAGGGGGUUGAGGAGGAGCCGACGUCACCAGGACCCCAGGGAGAACCAGGGGUGGCUGGGGCCCUCGCCCAGUACCACAUGCAGGCGGAAGCAGGGGAUGGGCCCCCAGAGCCUCCCGUGGAGCCCAAGCCCCGAGACCCAAAGCCGAUCAGCCUGCGUUUCAGGAAGAGGAGAAGGGAGAGCACGGAGCCCGUGGAGCCCGUGGAGCCCGUGGAGCCCACGGCUGUGGAAGGCGUGGCGGCGGCGCCGGGGAGCGAGAGGUGGAGUCGCCCCCGGGAAAGGGCGAGAGCCCUGGGGCUCCGACUGCAGAGCUGCUGCCUGGCCCUGGCCCAGAGCGUGUACCGGCCCCUGCACUGCUUUUUCCACGACAUCCUGCACACCCAGUACCGCGCGGCCACCGACGUCUACGCCCUUAUGUUCCUGGCCGACGUCGUUGACUUCAUCAUCAUCAUCUUUGGCUUCUGGGCCUUUGGGAAACACUCGGCAGCCACAGACAUCACGUCCUCACUGUCAGACGACCAGGUGCCCGAGGCCUUCCUGGUCAUGCUGCUCAUCCAGUUCAGCACCAUGGUCAUCGACCGCGCCCUCUACCUCCGCAAGACCGUGCUGGGCAAGCUGGCCUUCCAGGUGGUCCUGGUGCUGGCCAUCCACCUCUGGAUGUUCCUCAUUCUGCCCGCGGUCACCGAGAGGAUGUUCAGCCAGAACGCAGUGGCCCAGCUGUGGUACUUCGUCAAGUGCGUCUACUUCGCCCUGUCCGCCUACCAGAUCCGCUGCGGCUACCCCACCCGCAUCCUGGGCAACUUCCUCACCAAGAAGUACAACCACCUCAACCUCUUCCUCUUCCAGGGUUUCCGGCUCGUGCCGUUCCUGGUGGAGCUGCGGGCCGUGAUGGACUGGGUGUGGACGGACACCACGCUGUCCCUCUCCAGCUGGAUGUGUGUGGAGGACAUCUACGCCAACAUUUUCAUCAUCAAGUGCAGCCGAGAGACCGAGAAGAAAUACCCGCAGCCCAAGGGGCAGAAGAAGAAGAAGGUGGUCAAGUACGGCAUGGGCGGGCUCAUCAUCCUGUUCCUCGUGGCCAUCAUCUGGUUCCCUCUGCUCUUUAUGUCCCUGGUGCGCUCCGUGGUCGGCGUCGUCAACCAGCCGAUCGACGUCACCGUCACCCUCAAGCUGGGUGGCUACGAGCCCUUGUUCACCAUGAGCGCGCAGCAGCCGUCCAUCGUGCCCUUCACGCAACAGGCCUAUGAGGAGCUGUCCAGACACUUCGACCCGAACCCUCUGGCCAUGCAGUUCAUCAGCCAGUACAGCCCCGAGGACAUCGUCACGGCGCAGAUCGAGGGCAGCUCCGGGGCGCUGUGGCGCAUCAGCCCGCCCAGCCGGGCCCAGAUGAAGCGGGAGCUGUACAACGGCACCGCCGACAUCACCCUGCGCUUCACCUGGAACUUCCAGAGGGACCUGGCCAAGGGCGGCACCGUGGAAUACACCAACGAGAAGCACACCCUGGACCUGGCUGCCAAUAGCAGCGAGCGGAGGCAGCUGGCCAGCCUGCUGGAGGGCACCUCGGACCAGUCGGUGGUCAUCCCCAAUCUCUUCCCCAAGUACAUCCGUGCUCCCAACGGGCCCGAGGCCAACCCCGUGAAGCAGCUGCAGCCCAACGAGGAGGCCGACUACCUCGGAGUGCGCAUCCAGCUGCGGAGGGAGCGCGUGGGCUCGGGGGCCGCCGGCUUCCUGGAGUGGUGGGUCAUCGAGCUGCAGGACUGCCAGGCCGAAUGCAACCUGCUCCCCAUGGUCAUCUUCAGCGACAAGGUCAGCCCGCCCAGCCUCGGCUUCCUGGCCGGCUACGGGAUCAUGGGGCUCUACGUGUCCAUCGUGCUGGUCAUCGGCAAGUUCGUGCGUGGCUUCUUCAGCGAGAUCUCCCACUCCAUCAUGUUUGAGGAGCUGCCCUGCGUGGACCGCAUCCUCAAGCUCUGCCAGGACAUCUUCCUGGUGCGGGAGACGCGCGAGCUGGAGCUGGAGGAGGAGCUCUACGCCAAGCUCAUCUUCCUGUACCGCUCGCCCGAGACCAUGAUCAAGUGGACCCGCGAGAAGGAGUAGGAGCCGGGGCCCCGCACCCAGGCAGGAAGGAGCCGCCCGGCACACCGCCGGGCCCCGAUGCUGCUGCCGGAACGAAGGAAGGAAGGAAGCUGUGGCCCCUCCCCCGCCCGGCUCAGGGCACCUCCUCGUCCCCGAGGGCCCCACGCGGCCGGCACGCUGGGCUGGGGCGUCCAGCCUUCCCCUCCCCACGAGUACUGUAGGGUUUUCUAAUUAAAAGUAUUUUUAUUUAUGCGA
Felis catus (domestic cat) is the source of this 8213-nucleotide messenger RNA. It is a transcript of the gene PIEZO1, whose product is annotated as piezo type mechanosensitive ion channel component 1. Bases 294 to 7979 code for a protein of 2561 amino acids. Gene Ontology annotation, cellular component: endoplasmic reticulum; plasma membrane. The record is from RefSeq and is a predicted model, not a curated record. Lineage: Eukaryota; Metazoa; Chordata; Mammalia; Carnivora; Felidae. Gene Ontology annotation, biological process: regulation of membrane potential; cellular response to mechanical stimulus; detection of mechanical stimulus. The transcript is spliced from 52 exons. Gene Ontology annotation, molecular function: mechanosensitive monoatomic ion channel activity; monoatomic cation channel activity.